This is a messenger RNA of Ananas comosus (pineapple), 1235 nucleotides long. RefSeq lists its product as uncharacterized. Gene Ontology annotation, molecular function: S-adenosylmethionine-dependent methyltransferase activity. Lineage: Eukaryota; Viridiplantae; Streptophyta; Magnoliopsida; Poales; Bromeliaceae. The transcript has 3 exons. The record is from RefSeq and is a predicted model, not a curated record. The coding region runs from base 85 to 948 and encodes 287 amino acids.
AAGCUCCAUGCUACGUUCGUUGGCAUCUCCGCUGCUGUGCGAAUCUCUUUCCUCUCUCUCCCUCUUUGCGUUAUCGGUCUUCAAAUGGAGCGACAUGUGCAGCGGCUUCUGAACCGGGUGUCUCUGGUCUUCGCCACCGCCGCCACCCUCUCCCUCCUCCACCUCUUCUUCCGCUCCUCCUCCUCCUCCUCCUACUGCAUCCCCUCCUACUCCCCCCUCCAACCCCACCCCAACCAUCCCCACCACCCCCAAACCCUAACCCUAGCCCUAACCCCCUUCCCCCGCUCCUCCUGCGACGCCGCCUCCCGCUCCUUCGUCCCCCUCGAGAAGCGCUCCGCCAAGCUCCGCUCCUCCGCCGCGUGGCGCCGCCACGUCGCCUCCCUCUCCGCCGCCGUGUUCUCCCCCCUCCGCGCCCUUCGCCUCCUCUCCAACUCCUCCCGCGUCCUCUGCGUCUCCGCCGGCGCCGGCCAGUCCGUCGCCGCCCUCCGCGAUUCCGGCGUCGCCGACGUCACCGGCGUCGACCUCCUCGAUUUCCCCCCGCUCGUCAGCCGCGCCGACCCCCACAAUCUCCCCUUCUUCGACGGCGUCUUCGACCUCGCCUUCACCCCUGGCCUCGCCGGCGCGCUCUUCCCCACGAGGUUCGCCGCAGAGAUGGAGCGCACCGUGCGGCAGGGCGGGGCCAUCGUGCUCGCUCUCGAGUGGUGGCCUUCGUCCUUGUCGCCGCCAUCAUUGUCGGAGGCUCGAACGGAAGGGAUUUGGGCACUCUUCAGGAGAUCCAGCAUUUUGGAGGAAAGUUCCAAAGAUAUCACUUGGAUUGCGCACCUAAUGUCACAUCCCGAAAGACAUGAGCAUGAAAGCAGGGGUCAGAAAGAGACCAAAGCUUAUGUUUUUGUUCUCGUGAAAAAUAUGAUGGUUUAUUGUAACAUCAGCAAAAGAGAGAUUUGGUAGUCUUGCUCAAAUAGUUUGCCUUUUGGGAGUGGUUUGCUUUCCCUUUGCUUUUGACAUGCAUAUGCGGCAAAGAUUUAGUAAAAUUUAGUCGCCAUAUAAAAAUACUCUCAGAAUGAUUUGUACAUGUUUCAUGGGAAUAUAAUGGUUCUAGUUAGAUAUCCUCCAAAGGUGGAUACCCAAAUACUUCACCUUGGGAUAUGUUUACCCUGCAUAUUUUUCCUUUGAGAACGGUUUGUUAUAUGGUUUAUCGUCUCAUAAUGCUUUUAGAGCGCAUUCGGUUCGAGUUA